CAGAGGCGGCGCCACUCACCCCGAGCGCCCGCAGCUUGCAAGCAGGUGUUUGCCUCUCCGCUGGGGGGGGCAGGAAAUCGGGGCACUGCGCCGCCCUCCCGGACGCCGAGCCGCAGCGCCCACGUCGGGCGCCCCACUGGAGCUGCUGCCGCCCCGCUUUCGGGUCCGGGGCGCCCCGUCCUGCCUCCUACCCGUCGCACGCACCCCCAGGCACCCCGGGGCUCCCGUGGGCGCGCCCAGGCUUGGCGGCAGGGAAUAAAGGCCGGCGCGGAGGCUCCCGGCCUGGACUCCACCAGCCUGGCUGUGCCCCUCCAGGAUGGACACCCGGACACUGCUGCUCUUCCUGAACGUCUGCGUGGCGCUCCCGCUGGCCCAGGGCGCCGCCCCCGCCCUGCGCUUCGUGGCCCUGGGGGACUGGGGUGGGGUCCCCAACGCCCCUUUCCACACGGCCCGGGAAAUGGCCAACGCCAAGGAGAUAGCCAGGACCACGCAGACCCUGGGCGCAGACUUCAUCCUGGCCUUGGGGGACAAUUUCUACUUCACGGGUGUGCACGACGCUGAUGACAAGAGGUUCCAGGAGACCUUUGAGGAUGUGUUCUCCGACCCCGCGCUCCGGAACGUGCCCUGGUACGUGCUGGCUGGAAACCACGACCACCUGGGGAACGUCUCGGCUCAAAUCGCCUACACCAAAAUCUCCAAGCGCUGGCAUUUCCCCAGCCUCUACUACCGCCUGCGCGCCCGCGUGCCCCAGACCAACGUGACUGUGGCCAUCUUCAUGCUGGAUACGGUGACCCUGUGCGGGAACUCUGACGACUUCCUGGGCCAGCAGCCCCAGCGUCCCCGCGACCCCGAGCUGGCGCGCACGCAGCUGUCGUGGCUCAAGAAGCAGCUAGCCGAGGCCCGCGACGACUACGUGCUGGUGGCCGGCCACUACCCCAUCUGGUCCAUCGCGGAGCACGGCCCCACGCACUGCCUGGUCAAACAGCUGCUGCCGCUGCUGGCCAAGCACAAGGUCACCGCCUACCUGUGCGGCCACGACCACAACUUGCAGUUCCUGCAGGAUGACAGCGGCGUGGGGUACAUCCUGAGCGGCGCGGGCAACUUCAUGGACCCGUCCAAGAAGCACCGGCGGAAGGUGCCCGAGGGUUUCCUGCGCUUCCACUACGGCGACGAGAACUCGCUGGGCGGCUUCGUGCACGUGGAGGUCAGCGCCAAGGAGUUGGCAGCCACCUACAUCGAAGCUUCUGGAAAGUCCCUCUUCAAGGCCAGGCUGCCGAGGCGCAGUCGCUCCUAAGGCAGCCCCGGGGGAACGGCGCCCCCUCCCUGGGGGGUGGGGAGCACCUUGCAGGACCCUCCCCCCGGGGCCUGAGCAGGCUAGCCUGGGCUGAGAAGGGUCAGGCAGAGGUGGCCGGAUACCAGAAUGCCAGGUCAGGGGUCCCGACUGUAGCCAUGGCCCGGGAGACCCGGUGGCGGGAGGCGCCCAGGAAACUAGCUACCUUUUCAGUCGCGUGUGUGUUGGUCCACCUGCCUGGUUCAAUAAAAGAACCCUUGCAAAGUUUACAGUGUCCUGGCAGGAGAGUGAGCACAGUGGGGAGGGCACUUGCUUUGCAUGCCAUUAACCCGGGUUCGAUCCCCGGCAUCCCCUAAGCUCCCCUAAGCACUGCCAGGAGUGACUCCUGAGUGCAGAGUCACGAGUAACCCCUGAGCGUCGCAGGGUGU
Sorex araneus (European shrew) is the source of this 1719-nucleotide messenger RNA. It is a transcript of the gene ACP5, whose product is annotated as acid phosphatase 5, tartrate resistant. Gene Ontology annotation, molecular function: ferric iron binding; acid phosphatase activity; ferrous iron binding. The record is from RefSeq and is a predicted model, not a curated record. The transcript has 6 exons. Gene Ontology annotation, biological process: bone resorption. Lineage: Eukaryota; Metazoa; Chordata; Mammalia; Eulipotyphla; Soricidae. Bases 317 to 1294 code for a protein of 325 amino acids.